AGAAAUCAGUUUCCUUUCAAUAUAAAUCGGAAAUGUCUAUCUGGAAUAAACCAUUAACUGUUUGCACGCAAAUAUUAUUCAAAAGAUCUAUUAUGACAGCUUCUUCCCGUUGUCAAAAAGUUGUAGAAGAAUUAAAAGGAAAUCCUUAUUAUGAGAAAUAUGCAUCUAAAAUAGCUACUCUGCAAGAAACAUCCCCUGAAGAAUUUCUGUCUAGAGUAGAAAAACAUGAAGAAGAAAAAGCAAAAAGUUCAAAAUUUGGUUCAGUGAAAGAAAGACAAUUUUCAUCAGUUCUGGAACCUAAAAAAUCAUCUGCAAAUAUAACGUUACCUAAAAAGUCUCUUAAUGAUUAUAUGAAAUUGGAAUUAGUUGUUGAUAAAAGUGCUGAAGAAAUCAAAGAAUUAUGGCAACAAUAUCACAAAGACAAAGAUGUAAUUAGUGGUACAAUUCCAAUAGACCUUUAUGAUAAAAUUGAAGAACGCAGUAAAGAACAUAAAAUAUUUUUAUUACCAUUGCCAAGAUCCCAAGGUUAUGAAUUUUUCAUGCUCCAGUUUGAUUACAAUGAAGUUCAUUUUACACCGUUGAUAUGUUAUCAGGUACAUAAAGAAAACGCUCCUGAAUGCUUAACAAUUUGGCAUUACACAGAAUUAAAAGACAAAGGGCUUAUAUUGAUGAGAGGUGAAUUUGAUAAAAAUGUUCUGGAUGCCAAAGAAGCACAAUGUCUUGCUAACCAAUUACAGAUGUAUUAUGGGCAAAACCAUGAAAGCAAGCAAAAGCUUCUUGAAGUCUUUACUAAAUCUCCACAGUCUUUCAAACACACAGAUUUAAUAAAUGAAUUGGAAAACUUGACUUUGACAUAAUUGACCCAUGUAAAUACUGUAUAAAUAAAAAU
Ctenocephalides felis (cat flea) is the source of this 889-nucleotide messenger RNA. RefSeq names its product ATP synthase mitochondrial F1 complex assembly factor 1. NCBI's taxonomy places the organism in Eukaryota, Metazoa, Arthropoda, Insecta, Siphonaptera, Pulicidae. The record is from RefSeq and is a predicted model, not a curated record. The transcript is spliced from 3 exons. Gene Ontology annotation, biological process: mitochondrial proton-transporting ATP synthase complex assembly. Bases 33 to 857 code for a protein of 274 amino acids. Gene Ontology annotation, cellular component: mitochondrion.